Aspergillus alliaceus is the source of this 423-nucleotide messenger RNA. Its product is annotated as GFA family protein. The record is from RefSeq and is a predicted model, not a curated record. Bases 1 to 423 code for a protein of 140 amino acids. NCBI's taxonomy places the organism in Eukaryota, Fungi, Ascomycota, Eurotiomycetes, Eurotiales, Aspergillaceae. Gene Ontology annotation, molecular function: carbon-sulfur lyase activity. The transcript is spliced from 4 exons.
AUGAUCUUCACUGGAAGCUGCAUGUGUGGUAAAAUCAAGUACCAGGCUGAUGCUGAACCUGCAGCUAAGGCGGUCUGCCACUGUAUCAACUGUCAGAAGUUCAGUGGAUCUGCAUUCACUACCAACUUGAUCAUUCCACGAUCCUCUUUUAAGAUUCUGUCCGGUAGCCCGAAAUCUAGCCAGUACAUGGCGGACUCAGGAUAUGCCUACCAUACGUUUUUCUGUGGGGACUGUGGAUCGUCCCUGUACGGUCAACCUGACUCAUUGCCAGAGAUGAUGUCAAUCAAAGCUGGCUCACUUGAUGGGGGGGCAGCGAGUUUGGAGGGCGAGAAAAUUGACGCCGAGGCCUUUGUACAGAGACGCGUCGCUUAUCUCAAGCCGAUUGAGGGGGCAAGCCAGGUCCACGGCAUGAUUCAGGCGUAA